GCACCCCCAUCCCCCACCCCAAAGCCCUCCCUCCUUCCUUGCAAUUGCUCCGCAAAUCCCCUCUUCUCGCCCUUGCCUAUGGCUUCUUCUGCUCCCCCUCUAAAAUUUCCGAACUCUGUAUCCUCUUCUACAAAAAAGAGAAGGAAGUUUUCAGAUUUACCCUCUAUUGCUCCGACCGGCAAGAAUUGGAGGCCCUCCACGGUGGUCGUCGCCGGCAUCAACGGCCACCCCCAGAUCAACGGCUCCGGCGCCCUCCGCGUGGCCUUCCAGGGCGCCCCGGGCGCCUACAGCGAGUUCGCGGCCAAGACGGCGAGCCCGGCCUGCACCACCAUCCCGUGCCGCGCGUUCGCCGACGCGAUCGACGCUGUGGAGCGCGGCCGCGCCGACCGCGCCAUCCUCCCCGUGGAGAGCACCAUGGAGGGCACUGCCCUCCGGAACUACGACCUCCUCCUCCGCCACGACCUCCGCAUCGUCCAGGAGAUCAACCUCUUCGUCCAUUACUGCCUCCUCGCCAUGCCCGGCGUCCGCCCUGGCGAGCUCCGCCGCGUCAUCAGCCACCCCAUGGCCCUCGCCCACUGCGGCCGCGCCCUCUCCCAUCUCGGCCUCCGCCGCGAGCCCGUCGAGGACACUGCCGGCGCGGUCGAGAUGCUCCGCUCCAACCACCUGCUGGACACCGCCGCCAUCGCCAGCCCCCGCGCUGCUGUCUUGUACGGCCUCGACGUCCUCGCGCAUGGACUCCAGGACGAGUCCUGGAACGUCACCCGCUUCCUCCUCCUGUCGAAGACCCCCACCGGACCGCCCCAGGAACCCGCCGGGGCCGGGCUGAAGACGAGCCUGGUCAUCGCCCACCGAGGCGGCUCCAUGAUGGUGCUUCUAAAAGUCCUCUCUGCGUUCUCCAAACGAAACAUCAAUCUCACGAAGCUGGAGGUGAUCAACUCGUCGAACGAAGGGGAGGCGCCUGUGAUGAUACUGGACGUGAGGGGGAGGGGGUCGCUGAGGGCUUUCCCCCAUGUUUUGUAUGUAGAUUUCGAAGGCUCCACGGAGGAGUCCAAGGUAAAGGAGGCCAUCGACGAGAUCUCUUCUUUCUCGGUUUUUGUUCGUAUUCUUGGCUGCUACACGGCCGAUACUAAUGUUUAUGAUCUUCAAUAGGAUUCUGCACCCUCUUCUUUUGAUCAUAUAUUACAUCACACUAUGCUGUGCAUCAGUUAAUCAAAGUUUCCUUUGCUCGUGUGCAAGAUUAGAGAUCGAUGUGGUUCAUGAAAUCCACUGAUUUGCUUACCAAGCUGAUAUUUUUAGAAUAAUACUUGUAGGGAGCUCCUAUAACUACUUAAUUAGCAUAGGGCUAGGAUUCAUACUUUCCUGUUAUAUAUAGCUUGGAGAGUUUUCAUGUUUCUCGUCAUUGACUUCUAACGAGGGGCCAUCAAAAAGUUAGAAGCGAUCAAAUAUCUCUCUUGUUCUUCCUCAGUCCUUUUAUUUCUCUCUGCAUUGAUUUUUCUCGAGUGUGCUGCGAUAGGAUAUUAGGAUCUUAAAACCUUGCCUCCUGUCGCUCAAGCAGAGAUGGGCAUGGGAAUCCAUUCAGCUCCCAGGUCCUCUCUUAAACUAUUUUAAGUAGUUCGCUGAACUGCAACAAUUUAUAGUAGUUAGAGAGAAAUGAAAACACAUAGUUAGUGCGUUAGGUAAAUGGCAGAUGGCUGCUGACUGGAAGCUAUGCAUAAGAAGGUCAGGAAUCUGGAAUCAAUCAAAAUAUUCUUCACGUGCAA
This is a messenger RNA of Phoenix dactylifera (date palm), 1760 nucleotides long. Lineage: Eukaryota; Viridiplantae; Streptophyta; Magnoliopsida; Arecales; Arecaceae. The record is from RefSeq and is a predicted model, not a curated record.